This is a messenger RNA of Prorocentrum cordatum, 1724 nucleotides long. The record is from the annotation of a GenBank genome assembly. Lineage: Eukaryota; Dinophyceae; Prorocentrales; Prorocentraceae.
UGGAGGAGCUGCUGCUCGCCGUCGGCGAGCAGCCCCGCGCUGACCCUCGGCCACGGCAGGCCGCGCCGCCCCUGGGCGGCGGCGCCGCCUCCCGCGCCGUCUACUUCGCUCCCAGCCAGUGGCGGGGCAGGUGCGCCUGGCUCUACGAGGCGGAGGGGCUCUGGGACCCCGAGCUCUUCCGGAGGGCCGCGCGGCGGCUGGUCGACAGGCACGAGGGCUUGCGGUUCACGCUGGUGGACCCCCCGGAGCUGCUGGUUUUCGCCUCCGUCCCGGCUGGGCUGCAGGUGGCCCUCUGGCCCUUCCUCCGGGAGCACCUGGGGCGGUGCUCGUGGCCCGGGUGGGCCGUGCGUGCUGCCGGGUGGCUGUCGGCGGCGGCGUGCAAGGCGGUCGCCUUCGGCCUCAAGGGCGGCUGGCCGAGGGUGGGGCCCGCCGCGGGGCCGGGCGGGGGUGCGGAGGAGCCCGCGGUGCGCUGCGUGCGGUGCGCGUCCUGGGAGGAGGUGAAGCGGGGCAUGCAGGCCCAGGGCAGGGAGUACGUGCCCCCCUUCGCCCUGGGCCUCUACCUGCUGGAGGCGGAGGGCGGCGGUCCCGCCAAGAGCUUCCUCCACAUUGUCUGCACGCACGCCUUCUCGGACGGCUUCACCUGCUUCCCGCUGAUCGCCGACCUCGCCGAGCUGUACGAGGCCGAGGUGGCGGCGCUGGCGGGGGAGCGGUGCGACCCGGCGCCGCCGCUGCCGUGCGCGUUCGGGGUGCUUGAGCGAAGGCUCUUCGAGGCCCUGGAGCUCCAGCCCUUCGACGUGGCGCCCGAGCAGGUGUCCAUGCGGUGCACGGAGUUCUACGUGCCCCUCUGCCCCUCGAUCAAAGAGCCGGGCCAGUACAACCACCACGUCCAGUUCGACGCCGGCGCCGUCGCCCUGCUCCGCCAGUGCGGCAGGAGCUACGCGGCCCCCCUGGACGUGGUCCUGCUGUCCUGUGUGACCACCGCCCUGCUUCGCGCGGGAGUCAGCGACGCCGCCGGCCGCCUCACCGGGUUCCCCCGGGUCGCGGACCACCCUCGCCAGCUGCUGUCACUGGCCCUCUACGCCCCCAUGCGCGACGGCGCGCACCAGGAGGCGAUGGUAGGCCUCUUUAGCGACUGGCGCGAGCUUAAGGUGGCGUCGGCGCCUGGCGACGGGGCCACCGUGCUGGGGGAGCUGGUGCGCCUGGUGCAGCAGAUCCGCGGGCGGCGGUGGGGCAAGUUCGACGCCAUGCAGAACUCGCAGCGCGUGCUGGUGAACAUCCUCGCGCUGGACGAGCGCCCGCGCGGAGCCUGCGCCCUUCGGCAGACACGGGCCCACGAGUGGUGGCCCGACAAGGACGAGGGCCGCACGCGCCAGUACCGGUCGAGCGCGCUGCGGCCGAUGCGCCUCACGCUGGAGCAGUACGAGCUGACCACGUGGUGGCUGUCGCUGGACCUCGCCGAGGACUCCUUCCCGCCGCACUGGUGCCGCAUGUUCGUGGCCAACCUGGAGCGGACCGUGGGGGAGCUGGUGAACGCGCCCUUCACCCCUGUGGUUUAGACGGUAGUUGCGCAGCUUCCGUAUGACAAGCCUUCCGCGCAUCCCACCCGCCAGCCCUUCGCGAUCGGAUCCCUCCUUGUUCCAUGCCCCCACCGGUCUGGGCUUCAGCCACACCUCUUCGACCCGACGUGGAGUUUUGUCUCACGACGUGGACCUUCAGAGGUCUUG